Balaenoptera acutorostrata (minke whale) is the source of this 2262-nucleotide messenger RNA. RefSeq names its product S-adenosylmethionine decarboxylase proenzyme-like. NCBI's taxonomy places the organism in Eukaryota, Metazoa, Chordata, Mammalia, Artiodactyla, Balaenopteridae. Gene Ontology annotation, cellular component: cytosol. Gene Ontology annotation, molecular function: putrescine binding; adenosylmethionine decarboxylase activity. Gene Ontology annotation, biological process: spermidine biosynthetic process; spermine biosynthetic process. The transcript has a single exon. The record is from RefSeq and is a predicted model, not a curated record. The coding region runs from base 171 to 875 and encodes 234 amino acids.
UUUUAUUAACCCUUUUUUUAAAAAAAGUUAACAUAAAAUUAUAGCAAAAAAGGAACCUGAACUUUAGUAACACAGCUGGAACAAUCCACAGCGGCGGCGGCAGCGGUGGGAGAAGAGAUUUAAUUUAGUUGAUUUUCUGUGGUUGUUGGUUGUUCGCUAGUCUCACGGUGAUGGAGGCUGCACAUUUUUUCGAAGGGACCGAGAAGCUGCUGGAGGUUUGGUUCUCCAGGCAGCAACCCGACGCAAACCAAGGAUCUGGGGAUCUUUGCACCAUCCCAAGAUCCGAGUGGGACAUACUUUUGAAGGAUGUGCAGUGUUCAAUCAUAAGUGUGACAAAAACUGACAAACAGGAAGCUUAUGUACUCAGUGAGAGUAGCAUGUUUGUCUCCAAGAGACGUUUCAUUUUGAAGACAUGUGGUACCACCCUCUUGCUGAAAGCACUGGUUCCCCUGUUGAAACUUGCUAGGGAUUACAGUGGGUUUGACUCAAUUCAAAGCUUCUUUUAUUCUUGUCAGAAUUUCAUGGAGCCUUCUCACCAAGGGUACCCACACCGGAAUUUCCAGGAAGAAAUAGAGUUUCUUAAUGCAAUUUUCCCAAAUGGAGCAGCAUAUUGUAUGGGACGCAUGAAUUCUGAUUGUUGGUACUUGUGUAUUUUGGAUUUCCCAGAGAGUCGGGUAAUCGAUCAGCCAGCUCAAACCCUGGAAAUUCUGAUGAGUGAGCUUGACCCAGCAAUUAUGGACCACUUCUACAUGAAAGAUGGUGUUACUGCAAAGGAUGUCACUCGUGAGAGUGGAAUUCGUGACCUGAUACCAGGUUCUGUCAUUGAUGCCGCACCGUUCAAUCCUUGUGGACAUUCAGUGAAUGGAAUGAAAUAGGAUGGAACUUAUUGGACUAUUCACAUCACUCCAGAACCAGAAUUUUCUUAUGUUAGCUUUGAAACAAACUUAAGUCAGACCUCCUAUGAUAACCUGAUCAGGAAAGUUGUGGAAGUCUUCAAGCCAGGAAAAUUUGUGACCACCCUGUUUGUAAAUCAGAGUUCUAAAUGUCGCACAGUGCUUUCUUCGCCCCAGAAGAUUGAAGGUUUUAAACGUCUUGAUUGCCAGAGCUCUAUGUUCAAUGAUUACAAUUUUGUUUUUACCAGUUUUGCUAAGCAGCAGCAACAACAGCAGAGUUGAUUAAGAAAAAUGAAGAAAAAACGAAAAAGAGAACACACAUAGAAGAAGGUGGUGGCUGCUUUUUAGAUAUUGAUACCAAGGGCCAUGCUUUCCAUAACCACCACCUUGUAGUUGCAGAAAGCCCUAGAUGUAAUGAUAGUGUAAUCAUUUUGAAUUGUAUGCAUUAUUAUAUCAAGGAGUUAGAUAUCUUGCAUGAAUGCUCUCUUCUGUGUUUAGGUAUCCUAUGCCACUCUUGCUGUGAAAUUGAAGUGCAUGUAGAAAAAACCUUUUACUAUAUGAAACUUUACAACACUUGUGGAAACAACUCAAUUUGGUUUAUGCACAGUGUAAUAUUUCUCCAGGUAUCAUCCAAAAUUCCGCACAGACAAGGCUUUCGUCCUCAUUAGGUGUUGGCCUCAGCCUAGCCAUCUGGGACUGUUCUAUUAAAUUGCUACCAGGAUUUUGCAUCCAGUUACCUCCACUUUCUAGAACAUAUUCUCUACUAAUGUUAUUGAAACCAGUUUCUACUUCAUACAGAUGUUUUUGCAGCACCAAUCAAAGUUCUUCUUCCACGAGUCGAGUCCUUUACGAAAAUGAUUGCAGUUAUCCAUUUUGUGUAUUACUAUCUCUCUGCUUCCUAUACUUGUGUGACUUUAAUUGAUUCAUUCCUCACCAUGGUGUCUCCCUCCCAACCUCACCCUCCAUAAAGCAAUACGCUGUUACACUGUGGGUUUACACUAACCUUAUACUCCAGAGGGGGAACGGGGGGAUGGACCCUGGGCUUAAUUUUCUUUUAAGGUCAAGGGAGUUUGGCAUUCUUCGUUACCAUGAGCUCUUUUGGAAUAAGCUGGUGUUGAUUAGCAAAGAAGGUGUAGAUUGAUACUAGGGAAUAUUGGCAGAACUGUAUGGAAACUGUAUGCCAUUCUGUGCCCGCCAUUAAAUGAGAUUAGCUUCUCAUGGGUACCAUGUCUUUAUUAACUUGCUAAGUAGUAGUAUAAAAAAAUUAUCACUAAAUUUGUUAGCAAGGAGAUUUAAGAUAAAGGUUGUGUUGGAUUCAACAAGUCAAGUCAGCUCAGAUGAUUCACCUCAACUUUACUUUCAUAGCCAU